CUCAGUCCACACACCUGAACCACCACCGUCCGGAGGGAUAACUGACAAGCAUGCGACAAACGAGAUCGAUUGUUUGUAAUUUAUGAUACAGUUCGGUUAUUCCCGGAAUGGGAGUCUCGUAAUGCGUGGCUCUUGUUUGGGGAUGCGGUCGUACAGACUGAGAGUGAGAUGCGUUGUCGCGCUCAAGUUAGGGUGAGAUCUCAGCGGUUUGAUGGGACUCGAGGCUAUUGUUUUUCUGUUGGCCAUUGCUUCCCAUGCAGUCACGCGAUCAACAAGAGCAACCGUUAUUGUGUAUUACUUUGUUAUAGUUUCAAACGUUUUAUUGUUUAUACCAAUUAUUUAAUACCAUCAACCAAUUUUAUUUUAAACCUGUGAAUCUUACUUUAGUUUUACAUUACAAUUAACAGUAAGUGAGUAUUGGUUGACUGUUGCCCUCAAAAUUUCAUAAACUUCGUCGCCGAUUGUUAAACGUUACCGAUUGCCUAACGUACAAAAGAUUUGACCAUCAUGAGCAACAGCAGCAACUGCUUCAAUCAGUCCCUCAGGGCGGUACCAGAUUUGGUAGCCAAUCUUGCUGCGGAGAAUGCCAAAUUUCACUACUCUAGGCACAAUGGCACCGGAGGUGGAAAUGCCAAAUAUUACAAGAACUUCCAGACCCCGUACGUUCCGCAAAUGCACGGCAACUUCAACCAGAGGCAGCGCUUCGCACCGUACCCGAAUCGGCACCCAUCACAGUGCACCAAUCAGAGCAACCAUUUGAUUCCAGCAUCAGCUAACGUCAACUUCGGUAGCAACAGUGGUGGGGCCGCCAACAAAUCCCUGAACUCGUCCCUGAACAGCAGCGGAUCGGAUUCCGGCAAGAACACCACGUUUUACAGCACCAAUAGCUCCGGCAGCUCAAGCAACAUAAGCCAGUGCAGCAGUAGCAGUACUGGGAGCAGUAGCGGUGCUGGAAGUACUACUUACAAUUACUCCUACGGUGGAGCCAUGCAGUCUACCGCGGACCAUAAAGAAAUGGUCGUGCUCCAAAUCAGCAAUCUGGACCCGUCGAUUGAGGAACACAAGAUGCACCAAUAUUUGCUGUGUCAGCUAAAAUCUAUCACACCGGUUUUGUCGUUGACUAUUGAGAGCCCUUCGCUGGCGAAGGUUAAGGUUCCUUCAACACAGUUCGCCAAAUUGGUCGUGGCAAAUCUACAUCGCAAGAAGAUUGGUCACAAACGCAUGGUAGUAUCCUAUAUCAAAGACCCAUCAUCGGCCGAGUCCUCGGCACUGCGAUGCCAAGUCGCCGGUCUCCUGAAGGACGUCCCGUACUACAGUCUGCCGAUCAACAAAUUCCGCGAGCUAUUCCAAUCACGCUUCAAAUCUUCGAUCAGUGUCCUAGAUCUCUAUCGCAUGCCGGACGUAUGCACCAUUACACUGGACAAGAACGAAGAGAAGUACAUUAGCCUUCAACCGGACGUGAUCAACUCGUUGCAGAACAAUCCGCUGGUUGAGUCGUCCCAGCAUAGUGUCCCGUACUGUAUCUAUCACUUCAAGCAAGAGAAAGAGAAAGGCUGGGCCGAACAGGAGAUUGAACCUCUGCCGAACGUGAUGAUGAGCAUCAGUCAGCUGCAGUCGGUAAUCUAUUCACUGUUGAAGACCCACAAGGACGACAUCCCGGUAGCGAGUAUUUUGUACUGCAUCGAGAACGAGCUGCAGAUCAAAAUCGUACCGAAUGAGAACGGUGUCCCGUUGGAACAUCUGCUCUGUAGCAUCCGGGGAGUGCAGAUCACUAACAAUAACUUUGGAAUCAAAGUGCUUACCUGGUUGGAUCACGAGCUGAAUUCAACCAAGGAUAACGAUGAUGCCUCCUCGGUCAACCUACGCUACAUGCCGAAGAGCCCAAACAACGACUUUCUGCAGCAGAUUUCGCGCGAAGUGGUCGAGCUGAUAAAGAUGUCACCGAAAUCGACAAUGAAGUUCACACGAUUCAUCCCGGCCUAUCACAAUCACUUUGGCAAACAAUGUCGUGUAGCCGAUUACGGCUAUACCCGGCUGAUAGAGCUCUUUGAGGCACUUUCACCGGUCGUUCAAGUGAUGGGCGACGGCGAAAAUCGGCACAUCACGCUGACUCAUCGCACCCAGAUCCGUAGAUUUACCUGUGACUUGCUGAAAAUUUUACGCGGCCAAGCGAACAAAUCCAUUCUGCUCUCUCAGCUGCCAAUCAUCUUCUCGCAGGCCCAGAAUAGGAUCUUUGACGUAACGGAUUACGGCGUGUGCGAUAUCUUCGACAUCAUCGACGGGCUGGUGUACAACAAUUCGAUCGUCACGAAGGUGUACAACGAGACGGAUGUGCUGAUUUCGAUGGUCAAACGGAAGCAAUCUUCAACCGAAGUGGAGAAAACGUGCAUCUUUGCCGGGGAGGUGGUGGAGCUGUUCAAAAAUGCGCCACAGUACUCGAUACUGUUUAAAAAAUUCGUGAGGUCCUAUCACUACCACUUUGGGUACCAGUGUCGUUUGAGCGAUUAUGGACUGAUGAAGCUGGCCGACCUGCUGGAAGCAAUUUCCGGAAUUGUUGAGAUGGAGCAAUCGAACGAUGAAGACCGGAAAAUAUUCCUCAACCAUAGAGUGGCCAUUCGGAUUUUCGCCGAACAGGUGCAGGAUAUUGUGAAGCACUUCACGAGCACCAGUGCAUCGAUGAUUCUGAUGAGUGAAAUUCUAAAUUUCCACAAAAACAAGUACGGAUAUCAAAUUCAACCGUACAGCCUCGGUUACAGCAACAUGGUCGAUGCCAUCAAAGCGCUGCCCUACAUGGAAAUAUUUGAGUCAGGAAACGAUUUCGUCGUGGUGUCACGUUUGGACGAUCCCGCUUUUCGACUGCGUGCGUAUGCGGCCUGCCUUUGUCUGCUGGAUUUCAACAAGGAACGGAUGCCCAUUAGUGAUUUUCUACGCAGCUACCUGGCAAAGUUCAAGGAGAAUUUAACCGAAAGGCAAAUGUACGAUAUGAAACAUGCCAUAACGAUUGAACUAGAUAAGGGAAGUCAAACUGUGACGAUGACACCGCUGAUGAAAUUCAUUUUCCGCAUCAUACAGGUGCUCAAGCAGAAAAGUCCGAUGAAUGUGUUCGAUUUGAAGCAGGGUCUUCAUUUGUCAAUUUCGUCCUGUUUUGAAUUUGGUUAUCCGAAUGUUUCCUCACUCAUCGGUGCUUUUCCGGAUAUUUUCAUCACCAACAGCUAUUUCCACGAGCGAGCCGACAUCGAGCUGAACCGUGACUGCAUUUUAAGCAAGGCUUGCUUCAGUACCGAGGAAAAUGCUACCCCGGCGGCCAUUUCGACGACCACCACCAACGCCAACACCACCCCCGUGAAGGCCAAAGUGCAAGCGGACGAUAAUAAAUUUUCCCACGCGUCAAUGACUAAUGAUUUUAGAAACUUAUUCUACAGUCGCCAAGAAGCCAUUGCUCAACAUCAUUUGUUGCAACGCCAGCAACAGCAACAACAACAGCAACAGCAACAAUAUCAACAGCAGUUCCAGAAACCGCUCCAACCGCUGCAGCAGUCUCAACAGAUAAACCAACAACUGCCAGCUUCCUUCUACCCGAAUAAUCGUUUCAACAACCCGGUGUUGAAUAGUAACUAUGGAGGGCUGGCUGGUUUCUCUUCCUCCGCGGCUACGGCCUUAUCGUCUGCUGCGGCCACCAUGACCACCGAAAUAAUGGCGACCACUCAUAAUCAAACCAUGAUUAUGAAAGCCCAGAACAAGGAAAAUCUUUAUCAUGGCUACGGUGGCAUGGCACUUCAGCAGCAGCAGAUUCAACAGAUGCUGCAACAACGCCAACUGCAGCAACAACAACAACAACAACAGCAGCUUCUUGCUUCCCAAACCAAGCAGCAGUACGCUUCGUUCGGGAUGAGCAUGGGUGGUUUAUCUGGAGCUGCAACCAUAACCACGAACCCCGUUACCACAGUUGGACAGGCUACGGCAUCGUCCACAGGUGGCACCGGCUUGAUGGCGUCCGCAGCCGAAACCGGUGUCUCGCAGAGCUCCACAAACAAAAUAUUCGAACGCAGACAACAAAAGGCUACCACUACCACAUUGGAUUUACAAUACCUGAAUUGUAACAGUUUUGGAUACGGACUUUUGUCGGAAUUCUACGAGCCACCAAAACCGGACACGCCGCCGUCGAGGAACAUCCCAUAUUGGAUCGAUCCUAUCUGGUCCAACGAUCCGCUUACCAACGAAAAAGAGCCAUCAGCAUCAUCGACCGAGCAGCUUCUCAACAUUCCGCUACCGGAGCUGAAGACUUACAACAAGCUGCCCGUCAUACUGACCCCGUAUGUCCUGUCGUCACUGUCACAGAAUCCGUCCUUUUCCUUCGAUUUCGAUAAAUCUAAACAGAUUUAAACAUAUCCUCACCGAUGCGGAUGCGGAGAGCUCUAUGCUCCGAAUGGCGUGCGCUUACGAAAAGGAAAAAAGGACCCGUCCAUCGGCAGGAUGAUAGAAAGGAUAUCGAAUCCCCAUCGGUCACCAACGAUUGACCCUCGAAUGAGAGAUAGAGAGCUGAAAAGGUUCUGCUUUCACUUUAUCACUUAAUAAUUAUCGUUACCUUUUAUGACACGUUGAACGUUUCGUCACCCACCCAUCUUAACCCCUGUGUAGUACCUUUCCGAGUCGUCAUCGAUUUAUGAUUCGUUAGAUUGUAUAUCCUUCUCGAUUCCUCGGGUGAGUGUUUAUUAAAUUGUACCAUUGAUGUUAUAGAUAGAUAAGCGAUAUUUCAAUUGAAUCGGGGAUAACUGGAAACCCGGGCUUUUGAAAUUUAAGGUUUUUGAGAUUAUUUUUAUCGAACUUUUCUAAAUGAUUAUGAUUAUAGAGUGGAGUGUGUGUAGCCAACUAGUUAAUUAAGAAAGCACAAAUGUUAAUAAUUCUAUGUAUGAGAGCAAAAAUGGACAUUUUAGUUAUUGAUGUUUGUGCAUGCUCAGCUAAAUUAUACAAAAUGAUUACGUUUUUAGGCUGCGAAAAGACGACUUAGUGUAGUUCUUCUGUGUAGAAGUGGGUGUCUCCAUUCAAAGCUUCUAUAGUUGUGCCCAUUAGUUUCUUAUGAUUUAUAUACAUUUCAAAGAACAAGAUUAUAUGUGCAUGCGAUUAUUAAAA
Molecule: messenger RNA, 5130 nt
Organism: Aedes albopictus (Asian tiger mosquito)
Lineage: Eukaryota; Metazoa; Arthropoda; Insecta; Diptera; Culicidae
Gene: Marf1
Product: meiosis regulator and mRNA stability factor 1
Exons: 11
Coding region: 508-4383 (1291 amino acids)
Source: RefSeq, a predicted model, not a curated record